ACUCCGAGCCGCCGAGCCGCGAGGACGCUUGGCUGGAGCUGCCCCUCUGCAGCUGAGCCGGCGCCCCCUGCCCUUCGCCGUGGCGUUGGUCGGGCACCCCCGCCACCCUCGCUCCGUUCCUCCCGGCUCUCUUCCCCCCUCUCCUCUUGCAGGUCCCGGAGCUCCGCCACCGCCGGGUGCGGUGGGGCAGGCGCGAUGCAGCAGCUAUGCCGGGGCCGCGUGCUGGGCAUCACUGUGGCCAUCGCGCACGGGGUCUUCUCGGGCUCCCUCAACAUCCUGCUCAAGUUCCUCAUCAGCCGCUACCAGUUCUCCUUCCUGACCCUGGUGCAGUGCCUGACCAGCUCCACCGCGGCGCUGAGCCUGGAGCUGCUGCGGCGCCUCGGGUUCAUCGCGGUGCCCCCCUUUGGCCUGAGCCUGGCGCGCUCCUUCGCGGGGGUCACGGUGCUCUCCACGCUGCAGUCCAGCCUCACGCUCUGGUCCCUGCGCGGCCUCAGCCUGCCUAUGUACGUGGUCUUCAAGCGCUGCCUGCCCCUGGUCACCAUGCUCAUCGGCGUCCUGGUGCUCAAGAACGGCGUGCCCUCGCCGGGGGUGCUCGCGGCGGUGCUCAUCACCACCUGCGGCGCGGCUCUGGCAGGAGCUGGUGACCUGACCGGCGACCCCAUAGGGUAUGUAACCGGCGUGCUGGCGGUGCUGGUGCACGCCGCCUACUUGGUGCUCAUCCAGAAAGCAAGCGCUGACACCGAGCACGGGCCGCUCACCGCUCAGUACGUCAUCGCCGUCUCGGCCACCCCGCUGCUGGUCAUCUGUUCCUUCGCCAGCACCGACUCUAUCCACGCCUGGACCUUCCCCGGCUGGAAGGACCCGGCCAUGGUGUGCAUCUUCGUGGCCUGUAUCCUGAUCGGCUGCGCCAUGAACUUCACCACGCUGCACUGCACCUACAUCAACUCGGCGGUGACCACCAGCUUCGUGGGGGUGGUGAAGAGCAUCGCCACCAUCACGGUGGGUAUGGUGGCCUUCAGCGAUGUGGAGCCCACCUCCCUAUUCAUUGCCGGCGUCGUGGUGAACACGCUGGGCUCCAUCAUUUACUGCGUGGCCAAAUAUUUGGAAACCAGAAAGCAAAGCAACUACGAGGACCUGGAGACGCAGCCCGGGGGAGAGGAGGCGCAGCCAAGUGGAGACCAGCUGCCUUUCGUCAUGGAGGAGCUGCCCGCCGCCGAGGGCGGAAGUGGCGGGUCAGGAGGUGGGAAGGCAGCGGGUGGCUCCACUCAGCAGGGUGGGCAAGAGGCGAGGGGUAGCCCGAGAGGAGCCCCACUGGCGGCCAGGAGCACGCAGGUCUCAGACAGCCCUGAAGAAAUGAGCAGGAGGUCAUUAAAGGAUGCUUACCUGGAAGUGUGGAGGUUAGUUAGGGGAACCAAGUAUAUGAAGAAGGAUUAUUUGAUAGAAAACGAGGAGUUACCCAGUCCUUGAAAAGGAAAUGCAUGUAUGUAUAUAUGUACACACACUUAUUUUAUAUGUUAGAGAGGACAUAUUUUAAUGAGGAGCCGCCGAAUUUUAUGCUUUGAGGAGUGGAGGAAGGGAAGCAAAGAAGGAAGCUGAGCCACCUGACAGUAGCAAAAUUAGCACCCGCCGUGCGUGAAUUAUUUAGUGUGAGUUUACCUGAGGCAUCAUGUAGACAAAUGGAGGUGAAGGUGCAUAACAAAGCAGGGCUGGCUUUCAGCUGCAGACUCCUGGCACAUUCUUGUCAUUAUAACCACAGCCAAGUAUCUGUGUGUACCAAGAGUCCCUCAACCCCCUCCUCCAAAGAUGGAGUGUAGAAAUGUUAACAGGGCUGAAUAAACUCGAAGAUCACACACAGGGGCACCUUUCUGAUGAUAGAGCUACAGUUUUUAUGGCUGGAAAGAGUAUAUUCUUGAAACUACGUAUUUAAACACACCGAAUGGAUGUUUACUGUUUAUAGUCAUCUGAAACAUCAUGUUUACUCUGAUUUUCCUCACUUUAAAAAAAUAUAAGUGCUCUAUCAUUCUAUUCUAUAUUGGUAGAAAAUGUUCAAGCUAUUUUGAAAACACGAGUUCUUAGCUUUAAUCAUAAAGUUUAAA
This is a messenger RNA of Phacochoerus africanus (Common warthog), 2096 nucleotides long. RefSeq names its product solute carrier family 35 member D3 (gene SLC35D3). Lineage: Eukaryota; Metazoa; Chordata; Mammalia; Artiodactyla; Suidae. Gene Ontology annotation, molecular function: antiporter activity. Bases 196 to 1467 code for a protein of 423 amino acids. Gene Ontology annotation, cellular component: Golgi apparatus. The transcript has 2 exons. The record is from RefSeq and is a predicted model, not a curated record.